This is a messenger RNA of Symbiodinium sp. CCMP2592, 1749 nucleotides long. Lineage: Eukaryota; Dinophyceae; Suessiales; Symbiodiniaceae. The record is from the annotation of a GenBank genome assembly.
AUGCGGUCUGCAGAUGCAACUGCAACAGCCGUGAUCGUCAAUGGCCACUCCGAGGACCCGUCUGAGGUUCCGGUCCCAGCUUCCCGGUUCGAGGGCUUCGAAAGCUCCAAAGGUCUCUGCGAUCUCUGCCAUUCCACUCCGGUCCAAGGUGUCUUGUCGGAUCUCGCAGCUUCAACUUCUCCGUUCUUCGAGGCUCUCUUCCUCCUCUCUGGCUGUGGCUUCAAUCGCCCCAUUGAAGCUGGGAAGCUUGGUGAGCCCGUGAGCCGCCGGCCGGUGUCACUGCCGCUGGUUCCGCUGAUUCCAGCUCGCAUCGCCCAUUGCAUCUCCCGUCGUGGCAGCGUCUCGUUGGGCAAACAGGGCUCGGCUAGGGUGGCGGUGAAAGGAGCGAGGGCUAGGGGAGCCGAGGCGUGCCAUGUCGUCAGAGCCAACGUCUGCGCAACGGAAGGGGCCUACCCUGGGGUUCUUAAAGACGUUGCUGAGCCGGUGCCCCUCUUGGCAGACUCUCCCCUGCUUGUGGGCGGGCUUGCUUUGGAUCUGCGUCGCAGUCACGAGGACGAGGACGACUUGGUUGGUGCAAAGAGAGGCCACAGCUCCCAAGGCUUCGUGUGCUUCCUGCGGCGCUUUCUGCGGCUUGCGGAGUACUUGUCGGGGCUCCUGAAGCGAGCACUGGCAAAGCUCGCACGCAAGGAGCCGGAGGCUGUGACAGAGUGCCGGGUCUUCACCGAGGAGGGCCCUCUGCUGAUUGAGAUUUGGUUGGCAUCCAGCUUUCAGAGCCUCUUCUCCCGUAACCAGCUCCGGUUCUUCAACUUCCUCUUGUCUUCCCGAGCUGAGUGUCAUCCGGCCUCGGCCUGCGUCCUUCUGCCCUUAGUCCGAGGCCUCCUCUCGCAGCUGGAGUGCCAGGAGUGCGAGGCUGUAGCGCUUGCUGGCCUAGCUGCGUGCAAAGAUCUCUUCUCGCUUCCUCCUUUCUUUGCAGAGGGCUGCUUGGACAUGAGAGGUCUCGAUGCAGUUGUCUUUGGUGCAGGGGAGGUCGGCGAGGUGCUGCUUGGGGGCUCCGAACCCGUGAGGUUCAUGCCAAAUGGCGUCUCCGCAAGGCCUCAAAAGCUUGGGCGGCCCGCCUUCGUCUUCGAGCGAAGGUCGGCCGUUUCGGCCGUCUUCUCCUCUUCCCACGUCCAUCUGAGUCUCCCAGCAAAACAAGGCCCUCUCAAGGAGGGCUCCUGCACCGUGUCCCUUCUCAAAAAGCGCAGAACCCGAACGCAGGGACCCGCCUGCUCCCCCCUCCUUCAAGCGCCUGCAGGCAUUCAGCUGGUGUGCCACAGUGAGAUCUGCCCUGGUUCUGGGCGUUUGCGGCCCGAACAGUCUGCAGUUUGUUUGAUUCAUGCAAUGCUCCUCCUCUGCGCCCGAGCUCCCAGGGCGCAACGCAGAGCGCCAGUCCUAACGAAGUGUCCCUUGCCAACAUCUGCAUACUCAAAGCCGUCCUGGCGGGUGAAGUUCUGCAUCCAGGCAGCUUCACGCCCGCCAUCAGAAGGCAACGAAGGGGACGAGUCCAAUGAGCCCAAAGGCGAUACCAAUUGCAGAGUUUUGCCGGGAGCCUCUUGCAGCCUCAUGUGCCGUCAAGAUGAUGCCGAGACCUGGUUUGAGCCCAGAAGAUCGGCCCCAAGCCGUUUGCAGGCCGACGGUAUCUUGGCAGAGGCUGUCGACCUUGGUAGCUUCGCCCUCCAGGCCCAGGCUGUCCACUCCUGUGAGCCUUAG